This is a messenger RNA of Ostreococcus lucimarinus CCE9901, 2004 nucleotides long. RefSeq lists its product with no specific name. Gene Ontology annotation, cellular component: exosome (RNase complex). Lineage: Eukaryota; Viridiplantae; Chlorophyta; Mamiellophyceae; Mamiellales; Bathycoccaceae. The transcript has a single exon. The record is from RefSeq and is a predicted model, not a curated record. The annotation marks the transcript as partial. Gene Ontology annotation, molecular function: RNA binding; 3'-5'-RNA exonuclease activity.
GGAGCGGGGACGUCGUACGACGCGCACCGGAGCGAGGGAGAAAUCGCCGAGGGCGCGGCGGCGGGGACGAUCGUCCUCGGCGCGCUUCGAGUGCAACGGUUAGGCGCGGUGUGCGAAGGGUUCGUCGAUGGGGUGCUCAUACCGUCGAAACACGCGAUGAAUCGAGCGAUUCAUGGGGACUCGGUGGCGGUGGAGAUUUGUCCCGAGGACGAGUGGCGCGCGGCGACGGCGACGUCGGUGACGCUCGAAGACGGCGACCAGACGACGACGACGUCAAAGGUUCGCACGGGACGAGUCGUGGGCAUCACGCAUCGCGCCACGCUGGACGUCGUGGCGUGUUUGGAUGUCGUGGAUGAGGAAGACUUGAAGAGCGACGCGCGCGGCGAACGAAACGGCGCGCUCUGCGUGCCGAUGGAUUCAAAAAUCGUCAAAGUGAAACUCUUGACACGCCGCGCGCGGGACUUGGUCGGUCAGCGCUUCAUCGUGCGCAUCGAUCGCUGGCUGGCGAAUCAGCGCUACCCGAGCGGACACUUGGUGAAAAUUCUCGGUGGCGUGGGAGAGGUCGACGGCGAGAUGGCGGCGCUGUUGGCGCGUUACGACAUUCCCGCGGAGCCGUUUGGCGCGCGUGCGCUCGCGGAGCUCCCGCGCGAAGGCGCCGAUUGGAUGGUGCCCAAAGAAGAAAUCGAGAAAAGGAGAGACUUGCGCCAUCACAGAGCGUGUUCAAUAGAUCCCCCGGGAUGUACCGACGUCGACGACGCGCUGAGCGUGCACGUCUCAGCCGAUCGCGUCGAAAUCGGCGUUCACAUCGCGGACGUGUCGUACUUCGUGCGCCCCGGAACGUUGCUCGAUCACGAGGCACAAAUGCGUGGAACGACGGUGUAUUUGGUCGAUCGCCGUUUGGACAUGCUUCCGAGCUUAUUGAGCGAAAAUUUGGCGUCGCUGUUGGAACGACGCGAUCGCCUCGCGGUGAGUUGCGUUUGGACGCUCGAUAGGAAUCUCGACGUCGUCGACGUUUGGCUCGGUCGCACGGUGAUCCAUUCGAGACAUCAAAUGACGUAUUACCAAGCCCAAGCGAUUCACGACGGACAACCGCUGCCGCACGGUGACUCGAGCGAUACGUUUGACGCCGUAGAGCGCGAACUCGUUCGCGGGGAUUUGCAAACGCUCGUGGCGUUUGCGAACAAGACGAACGCCAUUCGGCUCGCGCACGGCGCUGUAGAGCUCGAGAGCGCCGAGUUGAGAUUUGAAACCGACGCACAAACGAAGACACCGACGGAGGUUUUACAAAAAGAUGAAGUGCCGAUGAUGCGCGUCGUCGCCGAGUUGAUGAUUUUGGCGAAUAGCGCGGCGGCGCGAACGACGCACCGCGCAUUUCCAUCCCGCGCGCUUCUUCGGCGCCACGCGCCACCUCGCGAAGGUGGUUUUGAAGAGCUCACAAAACUUGCUGCGGCGAAAGGCAUCGAGCUCGACGGUUCGAGCGGUGAGGCGUUGAACGCGUCGUUGGCGCGCGUCGCCGCGACGUCCGAGCCAGAGGUGACGACCCUGUUCAGAGGAUUGGCCACGCGCGCGAUGUCAGAGGCGCAAUACAUCAGUUCUGGGUCCAUUUCCGGUGCCGAUGGUGGGUUCGGGCAUUACGGUCUCGCGUUGACGUAUUACACGCAUUUCACGUCUCCUAUUCGUCGAUAUGCGGAUGUUGUCGUGCAUCGUCAGCUCAUCGCCGCCGUGGAUGUCGCCGAGGCGGAGAAGAGAGCGACGGAGCGUGAUCUGGACUCUCUGGCGCAACACUUGAACGAGCGCAAUCGUGCGUCAAAACACGCGCAAUCACGGUGUGGAGAAAUCUAUCUUUUGUGGCUUUUGCGCGAAAAGCCGAUGAUUGAGCCCGCCGUGGUGCACGAGAUUCGCGACGACGGCGUCAUGGUGUUCCUGCCGGCGUUUCACAUGAAGGCCCCGAUCAGGCUCGUCGAUGACGCGGGGAACGCCAUCGAAGAACUCAAAGAAAGCACG